UGACCAACAAACCCAAACGGUCAUUACUCAACAGCCGCCCCUCAUUCAGAAAAGAGAUUGCAAACAAGUCAGAGAGAGAGAGGAAGAGAGAGAAAGAACAGUGUUUUUGUGUAUUAUCUAUCUCUCUCUCUCUCUUAUUACUUCUGUUUGUCUGUUGGUGGAUAAUUGGAGAUUAGGUUUUGAAAACCCUAACCUAGUGGUUCCCGCAGUUCGUCUAUAUUUGUGAAGGAAGAGUUCUUCCCCUGUCUUUCUGAAAACAUAGUUAGAGAGAGAGUCUGUGUAUUUUACAGAGAGGGAUGGAAAUGAUGUAUUACAAGCUCCGAAGGUCUUCUUACCAGGACUCCCUAAAAGUUUUGGAGGCUGAUAUACAGCACGCGAAUGCUUUGGCUGCUGCAAUUCCAAGAGCAAAGGGAGGUUCACACCUUCAAAUGAAAUUGGUUUACAAUCACUUGGCGCCUCUCUUCUUGUUUUUGAUCCAAUGGAUGGAUUGCUCCUGUACAUGUCUGCUCCCCAGAUAUCUAAACCUUUUCCACAUACUUGUAUAUAAGGUGUUCACUGAUGGAAGGCCAAACAUAUCUACAAAUGGAAGGAAGGCAACUAUUAGUGACUUCUAUGCUGUUAUAUUGCCAUCUCUUCGGCGGCUCCAUGGGGACUUAGUUGAGCUGGACGAUGCGAAUGAUGAGAAUCCUGGCAUGGAGAUUAUAAGCAAAAUGAGACUGAAAAGAGAUAAUGAGUUUUCCAAUAUUGAUUUUGAGAGAGAAGAUGAAUGUGGAAUUUGCUUAGAACCUUGCGCAAAAAUGGUGUUACCUAAUUGCUGUCAUGCAAUGUGCAUCAACUGCUAUCGUGAUUGGAACACACGAUCCGAGUCCUGUCCCUUCUGUCGUGGUAGUUUAAAGAGAGUGAAGUCGAGAGACUUAUGGGUUCUUACUUGUAGUGAUGAUGUGGUUGACACUGAAACCGUUUCCAAGGAGGACUUGCUGCAAUUCUAUCUCUACAUCAACAGCCUGCCGAAAGAAUCCCCAGAUGCCCUUUUCUUAAUGUAUUAUGAGUACUUAAUUUGAUCCCAAGUAAAUGAGAAUAAUGCUGUACAGAUACAAAAUGCCAACCUUAAAAUGUAAAUAGAGUCUGCGACCGUGAGUAAAAUUCCCCAAUUGUUCUGCAGAAAUAAUUGUUUCUGCAUUCUAUUUGUGAGAAGGUUAUAUAUAAUUUAUCAGUGUAGGAUGCCUUGAUAAUAAAUAUCAAAAUCCUCAUUUCUGAAA
Molecule: messenger RNA, 1259 nt
Organism: Cornus florida
Lineage: Eukaryota; Viridiplantae; Streptophyta; Magnoliopsida; Cornales; Cornaceae
Product: E3 ubiquitin-protein ligase AIRP2-like
Exons: 5
Coding region: 297-1061 (254 amino acids)
Biological process (GO): protein ubiquitination
Molecular function (GO): ubiquitin protein ligase activity
Source: RefSeq, a predicted model, not a curated record